GGACGUUCGCUUAGUCGCGCACGCUUCGACCGGUUAUUAUGACUUGGAAAGGAUACCAGAGUUUAUUUUCGGAUUUAACUUUUGUUAAUCGCUUUUAAAUGUUUGCAGCGGACGUGCCAUUACGUAAAUAUACUUACGUUUAAAAUAUUCUUUACAAAAAAUUGCGCGUUAAACUCACCGUGGACUAUUUUGGAAUAAAUUGGUUUUUGAUUUUACAUAGUGGUCGGACAUUGCCUUUAUCGACUGAACUGUAUUAACUUCUCACAGAAUGAAGUCAUGAAGUGUUUACUUGGUAAACGAGUUUGGAAUUGUAUUUGUAUGUGUUUGGAGUGUUGUUCUAAUUAGACUAUCAUGCUCCGUGGAAUACUGUGAUGUAUUUUUUUUUGUGAAAUUAUCCCACGCGAUUUUGUGACUGUGAUCAUUGUUUCUUAAUAGUUUUGCUAUACGAUUGUCUUGAUAAAGAAAAUUUGUCUACAAAUAUGAGUGGGUGAGAUAUGAAAAGAUGCAUUAGUCGUGAAGAUGCCGAUGCCUCAUGGACGAGGAGGGUAGGCUCGUGUUUUGGAAGGGUGGCAUGUGGGAAGGGGGUGCCCCGACCCUCAAUUGUAAUACCUGUAAGAAAAGACGCGCUGAACGAAUGGACGCCAACGAACGCCCUCAGGGCGAGCUAAAGAAACUAUCAGAGGAGAGUCUGACGCGGCAACCCGAAGAGGUCUUUGACAUAAUCUGCAAACUGGGAGAAGGGUCAUAUGGCAGUGUUUAUAAGGCGUUACACAAAGAGAGCGGACAGGUGCUUGCCAUCAAGCAAGUUCCCGUCGACACUGACCUGCAGGAGAUCAUCAAGGAGAUCUCCAUCAUGCAACAAUGCGACAGCCCUUACGUUGUCAAAUAUUAUGGCAGUUAUUUCAAGAACACGGACUUGUGGAUCGUGAUGGAAUACUGCGGCGCAGGUUCCGUGUCAGACAUAAUGCGACUGAGGAAGAAGACGCUCUCCGAAGACGAGAUAGCGACCAUCCUGUGUGACACGCUCAAGGGGCUGGAAUACUUGCACCGGAGACGAAAGAUACACAGAGACAUCAAAGCGGGGAACAUAUUGCUCAACACUGAAGGUCACGCUAAAUUAGCGGAUUUUGGAGUCGCUGGACAGUUGACCGACACAAUGGCAAAAAGGAAUACAGUAAUUGGAACGCCAUUCUGGAUGGCGCCGGAAGUGAUCCAAGAGAUUGGUUACGACUGUGUAGCGGACAUCUGGUCACUUGGCAUCACUGCUCUCGAAAUGGCGGAAGGGAAACCGCCGUACGGAGACAUACACCCGAUGAGGGCGAUAUUUAUGAUACCCACCAAACCUCCGCCGUCUUUUAGAGAGCCGGACCAGUGGUCGCCCGAGUUCAUUGACUUCGUGAGUCAGUGCCUCAUUAAGAGUCCAGAGGAGCGAGCAACCGCUGAGUUUUUGUUAGCACAUGAAUUUAUAGGGAACGCCAAGCAGCCCAGCAUCCUGAGCAGCAUGAUCGCCGAAGCGCGCGAGAUCCGCGAGACGCAGGCCUUCCGCGCCGCCACGCAGCACGGGCGGCCCGGCGCGGGCGGCGCGGGGGGCGCGGGCGGCGGGGCGGGCGGGGCGGCCGGCGCGGGCGGCGCGGGCGGCGGCGGCGCGGGCGACUACAGCGACGACACGAUGAAGGCGCGCUCGUCGCGGGAGGCCACGCUGGUGCCGCGGGACGCGUCGCUGGAGCUGGCCGCCGACCUGGGCACCAUGGUCAUCAACGACCACGACCUCGCCACCAUGAAGCGACACGAUACGGAUCCCAUGGACACGAACCGGCCUAAAUACAGGCCGCUGUUCCUGGAGCACUUCGAGAAGAAGGAGGUGAACCAUCUCAGCAUGGCCGCCACCAACGGUACCCUCACCGGGCCUCUCAGACUGUCGGACGAAGAGAGGGCGGCGCCGGCGGAGGUCGCGCCGCUGCAGCGCGCGCUGCUGGACGACGGGAACUUCGAAUUCGUAAGUCAACUGCACGUCGUCACUCUGCUCGCGCUGCGGCCCCCUGUCGUUCCUGUCGGAGGGGGAGCUGGAGGCGUGCAUGGCGCGCCUGGACGCCGAGAUGGAGGCGGAGAUCGAGCGCCUGCACCAGCGGUACGAGCGCAAGCGCCGCCCCAUCCUCGACGCAAUCUCGCUCAAGCGGAAACGCCAGCAGAACUUCUAGCCGCCACGCUGUGAGCCCCCGGGCAGGCACCACCGCCGCAGGAUUGCCGACGCCCCGUCGGCCUCGCUGCCCGCAAACGGUUCAUUUUCGAAUCUUCUCAUUUUACAUGCUUUGAAGUAAUACUGAAAUUGGCGCUGAUUACCAAACGUAGUCUCGGAUCAGCUUAAGCGAACUCUUUAGUUUAGUGAUUUAUUGAAAUCUUACAAAGAUCUUUUUUUUUACUAAUGAUAAUGAAAAAAGACCGAUUACCUUUUGUACUAAAACGACUAAAAGAGUACUAAAGAACUACUAGCUGUUAGUAAAAAAAAAAUAUUACCUUAUUACAAACUUUUCUAGAAAUAUCCAAAAAUAUAAUUGAUUGAAUAUUUUUGUUUCAUACUGAGUUCAAAACAUUUGAAUUUGAGUUGGAGUAACAUUUAACGUACGUACGUAUUGCUUACCAAGCUGAGCGAUAUUUUAUCUGCAAACUGUGAUUUUUAUGUCUGUGCACCUCAUUAACUCUAUUAUGUGAUCUGCAGAAACGUACAAUGAUGCAUUUCUUUAAAUGAGUUCUAUAUUUAAUAGAAAAUAAGUUUUAAAACUCCUGAACUUCAUAUUAAUUAAUAUUCAUAUAAGAGGCAGUUUUUUCAUGAAAUUUCAAACAAUGCCUUUACGACUGGCCUAAAAUUAUUUAAAAUUCUAUAAAUUGGAACUUUUAUAUUUAGUCAAAUAAUAAGAAUCAGGUGCUCUUAAGUAGAGGUGCCAAAUCGCUCAUGAAACUGCUAAAAGUUGUUCCUAAUCUCAUUCAUUACUCAUUCGUAUCACGGCUUAAUCAUUUAAUUGGAAUUUCUCGGCCAAAUUUUCAAUUUUCUCUUUAGAUUUAAAGCAUUUGUGCGCGUGAUGCGUAGACUUCGUUACAAACGUUGGAGACCUGUUCUCCUGUAGAUAUAGUUUUAGAUUAAGCUGUUAUCUUAGCUUAGAGAGUAGACGUUGAUUUCGUACGUGAGUACGUAAGCUGAGACAUAUCCGCGUAGUUUACGGCCUGCAGUGUCCCGCUAGAUGGCAUUGAACGGUUUAAAACUAAACGUUUUGUAUCACUAGACAGCACAAAUACUCCAUAUUUUUUUAUAAUAGAUCAAAUGAAGAGGUUAUAUGUACACAAUUGUUUUGUGAAUAUUGAUCUAAUAUAUACAUAUUAGAAUUAGUCCUCUAGCGGGGCAUUCGAGAAUUUUCUUUGUGUGACAAAACCCUUUAUAAGAAUAUACGUGUAGUAAUUUUGUAUGGGUAUAGUAUAUUGUAAUUAAUUCAUGACAAUAUUAUGUAUGUAGAUAUAAUGGUUUUUUUUGAGGAUUCGUUUACGUGAACAGUUUUGUUUCAUAUUCAGAGACGUCGUUUAGUUGAUUAAGUUCCUCGUUUGGAUCUCAGGCGUGUCAUCUCAAUUGUAUUAUAGAUGUAAUUCUAUCUUAGUUAUAUUCACUCUUGUACAUUGUAGUGGGUUGUGAGAUUCGACAGUUAUAUAUUUCCAAAUUUAUAUGCAAAGUCGAUUGCGAACUUUGCGUUAGUUUAACAGUUUUAACAAAUGCUAUAUUUUAAUAAUUAGAUUUGUAAAAAUGUUCUUGUAGAGAAAAAAAGUUUUAAUAACAAAUACGGUGACCGUUUCCCGUGAAAUGGGAAACGAACCGUUAGAGGGACGUUGAUUGUUUGAAAUGUUUACAUUUUCGUGAUAAAUUUAAUAUUUAUCAAGUUCUUACCCUUUCUACAAACCCCCUACCCCCUCUUCCCGCCUGUACAGAUCGUAUUUUGCUAAAUAAAUAAUCUUCGAUUAAAUAUUGACAAGUUACAAAUUUUUAGAAGUGCCAUUAAGUGUAAUAUAAUAGUAUUUUCGUACAUUCGAGCAAUAGAUUUAAAAUUUAGAGUCUUUUAUCUAUGGAGCGAUGGGAAGGUAAUGUGUUCGUCGUGCCAUUUGCGAUUGAAAUUUUUUCGCUUAUAUAUAAUUGUAAGUUUUGAAAAUUAUUUCGUCGCGAUUUUUUGGCGAAAUAUUUAUUGUGAAAGGCGAUAUUGGUCAGCAGAAUAUGAUAUUAUAUUGAUGUCUUCGAUGAAUUUAUAAAUACAUUUAAUUUUUGUUUAAAAUGUAAAUCGGUGCUAACUUUUGUUUGCUAUUUUUUUCAUACAUUAUAUUUUCUUUAUAUGUUAAUAAUAACGUUAAUUAUUUUUGAGUUGGACGUUGCCAUGAAAUAUUUGCAUUUAAUAUUUAAAUAUUUAUUGUUGCAAUUGAUACCGUAAUUAUAAAAGGAUGUCUUGAUACCUUUCUGUAUUUUGCUGGCCAUAAGUCUAAAAUUGGCCUACACAUACAUUAGAUAAACAUUUUCUCUGAAAAUUGUACAGGGUAACGUUGUAAUAUGUGUGUAAUUUUGCUAAAAGCGCAUUUCGCUUUAAUUUGCUCUUUAAGCGAUCAUACUAAUGCUGUUAAAGGCAAUGGAAAGGGAACAUGGUUUGAUAAUAAUGACGUAAAGGUUCGAGUUAUUUUGAACCUUAUAGUGAUAAAUAAUAAGGAAUAUCGUUAAUGGUUCGAGCUGUACGGAUUACAAUAACCGGUCCAAUAGAGAGAAAAAUAAAUGAUUUAAUUGCAUCUAACAGUUUAUUUGUAAGUUUGUAAAUAUGUUAGAGUCCGUACAGGAGCUCGAGUCGGCCGAGCUCGUUGCGGGCUGCGCGCGUGGCGAUCUUGCAUUACUAGUGCUGUGUUUUCAUAUAAAUAUAUAUUUACAGUGACGUAUAUUUUAAUUGUAAGAUUUAUUUAUAUUCCAAGAUAUUAUUUUUUUUAUAUAACUUCAAGCGAAGUUUGCCGCCAGGUUGCAAACUUUUAAUUGAAGUAAUGUUUAUGCGUAGUAAGCAAAUUUAAUACGGUCAAAAUGGCAUUUACUAAUGUGAUAAUAGGUCGAGGUGCUGUAAAAAUAUAAUUAUAUUAUAAGUGUAUUACCAAACAAACAGUAAGUGUUAUUAUUAUUAUUAUUAAUUGAACCGAUUUAACGUACGUUAUAUGUCGAUGAUUGUUCGACAUUUUCGACAAGACGACGCUCACAGAUGCGACGAAAUCGAAGUAUUUAAUAAUAAUAUAACAACAAGUAACGUCGCCACGCGUACAGACAUGCCGGUUAUAAUUUGUCGUAGACGAGAAGUGCACUUUGUAACUCUGUAGCCUGUUGAAGUGUUGAUAGCUCUACGCAUUAUAUUUUUGGAUGAAUGACUCACAGAUUAAAAAAGGAUAAAUUAUAAACA
This is a messenger RNA of Nymphalis io (European peacock), 5453 nucleotides long. RefSeq names its product serine/threonine-protein kinase 3 (gene hpo). The coding region runs from base 533 to 2212 and encodes 559 amino acids. Gene Ontology annotation, molecular function: protein serine/threonine kinase activity; ATP binding. The transcript is spliced from 11 exons. Gene Ontology annotation, cellular component: cytoplasm. NCBI's taxonomy places the organism in Eukaryota, Metazoa, Arthropoda, Insecta, Lepidoptera, Nymphalidae. The record is from RefSeq and is a predicted model, not a curated record. Gene Ontology annotation, biological process: intracellular signal transduction; regulation of MAPK cascade; protein tetramerization.